Molecule: messenger RNA, 6871 nt
Organism: Carassius gibelio (silver crucian carp)
Lineage: Eukaryota; Metazoa; Chordata; Actinopteri; Cypriniformes; Cyprinidae
Product: nectin-2
Exons: 7
Coding region: 260-1789 (509 amino acids)
Source: RefSeq, a predicted model, not a curated record
ACAUCACGAGCAAUUCCAUCGGUCGCGCUCAAGCUCCAGACAGAACAGAAGAAGUGAGCGAGUCGCGAGGCAGAGGACUCAACGGUGUUCCGAACAGUAACAUACCUGUGCACUCUCCGGGCUUUACUAGCAGUCGGAGCGGACUGAGACUGCGAUCUGACGAGCCGCAACACACCGCCUCCGGUUCGCUUCGCAAAGUGAAAGAGAUUUUAUGCGAAAGUUUCCAGGAUUUGUGUAACCUCCCGCGGACGAGAGAGGAAUGAGCGACUUUACGAUGAUAAACUGUUGCCUGAUCCUCAGCGCGUGUCUUCUGUCCAGCCAAGCGGUCUGGAGUCAGCGUGUUCGAGUGGAACCAGAAGUCACUGCGUAUCCAAAUGGAUCUGUCAAUCUGCGCUGUCAGUUCAUCGACAGUGGGACCACCAAACUCACACAGGUUUCGUGGAUGUUUGAGCGUGUGGAGGGGGAUAGGCACAACAUUGCUGUGUACCACCCUGUAUAUGGAGCCAGUUUCCCUAAUAAAGACUUUGAGGGCCGAGUAUCGUUCACUCAGGGCUCCCUGGAGAACCCCUCCAUUAGGAUCAGCAAACUGAAGAUGGUUGAUGCUGGCAAGUACAUCUGCGAGUACGCCACUUACCCCAGUGGGAACGAGCAGGGGACUACCACUCUUAUCAUGCUGGCCAGACCCAAAAACUCUGCCACCGCUGUCCCGGUGCAGGCCGGCUCUUCUGAGGUGGUCGUGGCCAGAUGUGAAGCUGCCCAAGGAAAACCAGAGGCCACAAUCUCCUGGAGCACAGGCGUUGCUGGCCGCUAUAAUGACACUGCAGUGCCCGAGAGUGACGGGACGGUCACCGUGAAGAGCGAGUAUCGGAUGAUCCCGACCCCGGCUGAAAACGGGAAAGAAAUCACCUGCGUGGUGAACCAGAGGACGCAGAACGAACCCAAUUCCUUCCCACUGAAGCUGGUGGUGCAGUAUCCACCCACUGUGACAAUAGAAGGCUAUGACAGUAACUGGUAUAUGGGUCGAACCGAUGUGGUUUUGACCUGCCAAGCUGAUGCCAAUCCAGCACCCACCGAAGUUACCUGGAGAGCGGCAUCGGGUCAGUUGCCGCCUUCGGUACAAGUGGAUCAAAACCGGCUGCUGGUGAAGAAGGUGGACGAAACGGUGAACACCACUUUUGUGUGCGAGGUGAAGAACAGUCUGGGAUCUGGCAAGAAAGAGCUGGUCGUCAUGGUCAUCGAGUCGACUGAAGACCCAUCCAGCGCUGGCAUGGUGGCCGGAGCCAUUCUGGGAAGCUUCUUGGCGCUCGUUUUGGUCAGUGCAUUGGUCGCCUUUUUAGUGAUGAGAAGUCGCCGCCAUCAGCACGGAUAUUCAGGCGACGGCGAACAGGGAGCUUAUGGGAACAAAACUCGUCUUUUUGGAGGCAAGAAGGCUAGCAAGAACGGUGCAGGAUCCAACAACAAUGGGCCGAUCUAUACGUACCGCGAAAGCGAGCCGGGCGUCCUGACAGAGAAAUGCAACGAGUUCCCGCGCAUGACUGGAAGCACGCCAACCGCCCAUGACAUCCUGCUGAGCGGCGAGUUGAACGAGGCUGAACGCAGGAAGUUUGACGCCCUCAAUGACAGCCUAGAUGAUGAUGAAGAAGAGGACGAAAGGUACGACCGUUUCAGCGGGCUGUCGCCCAGCUACCAAAUCCACCGGCACAAAGACGAGUGCACACUUUAUCUGGACGACGACAUGGAGUCCCAGCGAGACGGGUCCAUCAUCUCCCGGACUGCCAUUUACGUCUAGAGGAAACAGAUAAUACACCUGACUGAUAUUCACUUGACCUUUUAAAACAAAAAGACAGAAACUUGCCAUCUGAGGAGUGGAAGCAGAACAGUUAAUGUCACAUCUGUAGACGAAAGCACUCAUUAUCAAACUGAAAACACAAAUUAAUGUUACUCCCCUCACGAUGUGUACUUUUAACUCAUAAUACUGACUGAAAAUAAGAGUGAUUUUGUUGUUGUGUAACUGUUGUUGUGUAACUUGGUGUUAAUGCCCAUUCUAGCCAGAAUCCAUCUUUCGUGGUUGAUUCACUCCCAUGAGCACUAAAUCAAGUUGGCUCUUUGAAGUGAAAAGAAAGCCCAGUGAUUAAGCAUGGAGGAUUGUCAAUGCUACGUCGCACGAGUGGCGCAGCAAGCUGUGACCUGGAAGCCAAGGCCGCUCUCUCCAGGUUGCAUACAUCAGGCUUCUUUUAUCACAGCCCGGGAAUGUCGUCUUCGAGAACAGCUGGAUGUUUUGUUUGGCGAAACAGAGAACGUCAAUGCAGUGCUCGCUCCAGCAUCUGGGUCAUUCAUCUGUGCCACCGAUCAACUCCAGCUGUGAACGAUUUUAACUUUCCCCUACUAUUUUUUUUAGCUCUCGUUUAUUAAUUGGAUGUCUUGUUACGCUAAAGGAAUUUUCUGAAUGACUCGAGGGGUUCUAGGCAGAGGCGCAAUAGUGUUUUUGUUUGUUUCCUCCGUUCUCUCUCUGUCAACCUCUGCAGAACGGUUUGUUCCGGGCCAUGUUUAAUUCAGAAGAGUGUUGUGCAUUUUUGGCUGAUGCAUGUUUUUUCCCAACCCCUGAUUAAUCCAGUUAUAUCAAAACCAUGUGACGCAACAUCUAAAAACUGCAGACAGGAGCUCGACUAGCUACAGCGCACGAAUCCUUCCAGGAGGAAACAGGCUUGGAGUCAAUACUGCAUCUUCACUAAAACUGAUUAAGUAGAUUAAUGCACAUCGCAGAUUGGCAGCAAAGGCUGGGCCUUGAGAGAAACACAACUGAUGUGCCUUUGAGUGUGGGAUUAUGUUGACGGCGGAGCGCUCGAUGGACCCCAGCGGGGAGCGGUAAGCCAGGCGGCAUAUGUUGCCCGGUUCAGCGGAGUCCACGGUGUUGAAAAGCUGCCAGCUGUGAAAAAAGGUCAAGGGGCGAAGCGCUCUCACCGUAUGGUCGGAAGUGAUAUUAGGCCACUCGCUUUACAGAGUCUCUCUAGAGCCGGCCAGAGGUUUGAUUAGAAGCCUCGCACAUAAGCCAACUUUUUCUUUUUUUGGACUACAUAAAAAGACAUUUCAGAUAACUGUGAGUGUGUAACAAUGUGCAUCCAGAUCUGGAUUCAUUAGUCUCUGGGUUGUCGGCGAGCACGUGCUUUGCAUAAUAUGCCGAUUGUACGGACGCUUCGGCAGUGCUUUGAAUUACUUGAGCCGUGACUCAUUCAUCCUUGGUUUCACAACAUCGAGCCUUCGGUGGAGGGAGGUUAGAGCGGUAAUGACACCGGAGCAACACGUUCACCGAUGCGACACUACCCAGACAGAACUCCAUAUCCAGCAAAGCAGAUAUAGCAUGAGUAAUUUGGAGAUUAUACUAUCUGGACCCAGUGACUGUAAAGGCGGUUGUUACUCUAGCCUACAGUGUUCACCCACGCUGCAGACUUGCAAGGCUGUUAAUUUUUAUCCCCCCCCCCCCCCCCCCCCUAAAGCUCUUACAAGUUGCAUCACUGCACUGAAAAAUAAGGGAUGGCGAAGCUACUUUUCUGAGAGCUGCUCAGGCCUUGAAAUAUUCAAGCUGAUAAUAAUGACAAAAAUGAAGAAGUGGAGAGAGAAAAUGGGAAGCUUAUUGCGCUAGUGAAUAUCGUGUUGUUAGCAGUAGCAAAUGUAUUAACUUCACCUGUUUAGUAUGAAUUUGGAGUCAGUGUCAGGCAGAUCCAUGCAUUCAGAGAUCCCUGCGAUGUAUUGUGAGUUACUGUGCUGAACGUUUGGCUUUCAAAUGCUGUUCGAGACUUGAGAAUACUGAAAGAGCAAUGUUGCCAAAUCAAGUUUUCACAACUUUCAGUAUAAGUGUUUUAAUAGAAGCUUUUAUUGAACUUCUCGGAAUGUUAUUAUAGAAUAUUAGUGUUGAGGGUUACAUAGCGAUGCCAUGUUCUCAUUCACACAAUCCCAAGGCUGCAUAAAGAUUAAUUACUGAAAUAAUUGGGCAAAACCCGCAAGGAAUAUGUCUGGGUCACAUUUUACUGCAGAAUCAAAGGAACUUUAUUUUGCAUAAAGAAUCUUAUGUUUUAUUGUAAAUUAUGGUGAUUUAAAUGUUAAGAAGCAAUUAGAGUACAAUAAAGCAUCUGUUUAAUAAAGCCACAAUCCAAAACAGGCCCCCUUUACAGUAUUUUAUGUAACGUACUUUAACAGAUAUUUAGUUUUGGAGUGAAAUAUGACCUGGACUUCGCCUGCCAAUAUUUGGAGGUGAAAGAUACCAUCUAUCCACAUGUUCUCAAUAUUAUAAAACAAAUACUCAUGUUUUGAUAAGUUGAUGUAAGUGCCUUCUGGGAUGUGUAUUCAUGCGAUGUUGAAAUAUUGUAAAUUAAUGCCAGACUUAAAGACUGCAAUCAAUCAACAAUUUUAAGAAAAGAAGAAAAACAAGACCGCCUGAGCAACGGCAAAUUGUCCCCACGUGAUGCUUCUUAAUUGCUGUGCAUUAUGUCGCAAGUUAUUAUUAACUCAUCAGCUGUGGAGCUGAUUAUUCAUUCACUCUGAAUGUUGUGUUGUGUUGUCAGGUUGUGACACUGUGUAUGAAAAACCCUCGGACAGAUCCCCUCUGCCUGACGUCUUUUGUGUAAAAACUGCAUCAGGUACAGAUCACAUCACGUAACUGCUGUAUUACAAAUAAUCUUUGUCAAAACUUGUGAGAACAGAUUAUACACUCUCUUUGUUUUGUUUAGUUUGUUAUAUACUAUGGAUGGAAACCUUUACUAUCUUGUGAGGUGUUGAUGGUGUGUAUCUUGACGUGAUGUGUCCUGUGUGUGAGAUAUAUAUAUACUGUAUAUGUAUGUAUUUAUCACCAAGAAAUCCAGUGAGAUAAAAGUGAUAUUAAUCGGUUCUGUAGAUAACAGAUGCAGUGGUCAGUUCUGGCCAAGGUUAAAUAUGAAGCAGAUGUCGUAUACAGUAAUAGCCCAGAGUAGACAUGAGAAUAACCUCAGCUGCCUUGAGCUGGUGAUUUAGACGGACGGGAAUCCUGCGCAUUCAGCAGAUGUAGCUUCCCAGACGCACACUAGUUAGUAACUGGCACACGGCCUGCGAUGAAAGUACAGUACACAUUGACGUGCGCACAAACUUUUUACACUGACAAAUUUAGCUCUCUCAGCCAUCAACAACAUAAUGCACACUCUUAGCCCUCGACAUGAUGAGCUGUCAACACUAAAUAAACACACACACACACACACACACACACACACAAACUCACAUACUCGACUGUAGUGGGUGAAUCUCGUGCUCUUAUCCUGGUCAUAUGAUGCCCGUGACACAAAGAAGAGAAAAAAGAAAGUACUUUUUGUUUAAGGACUAUUGUAGCUUAUUUUACAUUGUCAUGGAAAAUAUAAAAAUAUAAGGACAUUUCAAAAUGUUAUUUUCUGGCCUUGAAAGUAUAAAAAAUAUCCUUUUUUUGUGAAUUGUGAAAGUGAAUUGGUGAAAAUGUUUUUUCUUUGACUGUAAUUUUAUUUAUAAUAAUAAUAAUAAGUUACAUUUAAAAUGUAUAUACACAAUAUAAAAUAUAUUUUUUUUAAAUGAACAAGUAAAACAGAAAUUAUUUAAUAGUGUAAACACUUUACAUUGUGAGUUAAUUUUGAAAAAAUAUAUAUUUUAGAUUUUGAAUAUUUAAAAAUUAUGACACAGAAUUAAUUUAAAUAAUAAAGUAAAAUAUCACCAAAAUUAACUCAAGUAAAAUACAAAUGCUUCAACUGUGUUUUUAUUUGAUUUAUUUUUAUUUUAUAUUUUUAAUAUCCCCAUUAUUAAAAAUGGGCAUAAUUUUUUUUCUUGACUGUAAUGAUGUUAAGUUGAAUAAAAAAUUUUUUAAUCAAAACAUUUACAUUUUUAAAUAUUUAUUCAAAAUACAAAAUAAAAAUAUAUCCCUUCCAAAUUAACUCCAGUCAAAUGUAAAUGCUUUAUUGGUAUAAAGUUUACAUUUUAAUUGAGUUUGUUUUGAAAUGUAAUUUUAUUUAAAUAUUAUGAAUAUUAAAAAAAACAAUUAUUAUGCAUUUUGUUUGGCUUAUAGCAUUAUUUUUAUUAUUAUUAUUUAUUUAUUUAUUUUUCUCCCUUUGAUGUUGGGCUGAAAUAUGAAGCAGGCCUUGAUCUUGAUGAGAUUCGCCCUCAGAUCUCCCCGCACACACUGUGGCCAUCCAGGAUUUAUUCUUCGCAGUUUAAAACCUAUGUGAGAAACUAUUACACCGGUAUUAUCCCGUUUAGUGAAAGACAUCAUCAAGAUUCAUGCAAAUUUCCUCCGUUCCUCACCAGUCAUGUGGUGGAAAGACUUGUCCAGAUGAGAUGGGGACCGCUGGGGCUCUAAUCUUCUCUGAAAACGGUUCCACAGCGGGCAGGUUACAAACCAAUGUUUCUGGCAUGCAAUUACACAGCCUGUCCGCAACCACUACUCUUAAUUUUUGACAACAGAAAUGGGUUAUGGCAUCUCCAGUUUGCAUCUGCCUCCGGUCUCAAAGCAGCUCGGAGCCAUUAGACCAAAUUACGACUCCACGCUUGUUUUCAUGGCCUGUUCCCUCUCAUCGGCUGCUUGUGAAUACUAUAAAUAAAUGAUAGAACUAGCAAAAGCAUUACUAAUUGAUUCGCAGCCCUGCAUUACCUCCACGCUGUCCGGUUGUUUUGCUGCUUUUCUGUUUUCAUUGUGUAAGAUGUUUAGUCUGUUUUGGAGGAAGAGGAUGCUUUAGCAUCACAAAGGUAUGAUUAGUGCUGACAAAAAUGUUUGUGUGGUGUGUUUAUUUGGAGCGGAAACAAAAGCGUGUACAUUCCAAGUCCCAUUAUUGUCCUGUCACAUUAUUUUUGUAAACUGGUUGUAAUUAAAAAACCUGUGGAUUUCUAA